CACACUCAUUUCUCUCACACUCCAACGUUAAACCCAAAACCCCAGCCACCCCCUAAAACGAUGUCGUUUUGUCGCCUCCUCCGCCGUGCAUUUUCCACCGCCGCCACCCAGCCCAAACCAACAACCGCCAAGAGCAUCAGAGCCAUCUCCGCCGACCUCGACAGAGAGCGCAACCUCAAACGCCUCGUCAAGAAGUUCAAAGAGUCCUCAGAGCUCUACCGCUUCCGAACCAAAACCCCCAUUUACGAAGAGACCGUUCGCCGCCUCACCAACGCCAAGCGCUUCCGUGCGAUCGAAGAAAUCCUAGAGGACCAGAAGAAGUACCCGGAUUUCUCCGACGAGGGUUUCGCCGUCCGAAUCCUUUCUCUUUAUGGAAAGGCCGGCAUGUUUGAUAAUGCCCAGAAGGUGUUCGACGAAAUGCCUGAGAGAAACUGCCGGCGAACCGUGUUGUCCUUCAACGCCCUCCUCGGGGCCUGCGUGAGCUCCAAGAAGUUUGAUAUGGUUGAGAAGAUUUUCGGGGAGGUACCGGAGAAGUUGUCGAUUGAGCCGGAUUUGGUGUCGUACAAUACUGUGAUCAAGGCAUUUUGCAAGAUGGGUUCGUUUGACUCUGCGGUUUCGGUGAUCAAUGUGAUGGAGAAGAAGGGUGUGAAGCCGGAUGUAAUCACGUUCAAUACGAUUUUGGAUUGCUUGUAUGGGAAUAAGCGGUUUUUGGAUGCUGAGAAUAUAUGGGGUCAAAUGGUGGAGAAGAAUGUCGUUCCUGAUAUUAGGAGCUACAAUGCCAAAUUGCUGGGGUUGGCUUUGGAGAAGAGGAGUGAAGAAGGGGCUCAGUUAGUUGAAGAGUUGAGGAAUAUUGGAGUGAAACCUGAUGUGUUCACCUUCAAUGCCUUGAUUAAGGGCUUUGUGAAUGAGGGGAACUUGGAUGAAGCUAAGCGGUGGUAUGGUGAAAUAGAGAAGAGUAGUUGUGCUCCGGAUAAAUGGACUUUCGAGACGCUUGUUCCCUUCGUUUGUGAGAAGGGUGAUGUUGAGUUUGCUUUUGAGCUGUGCAAGGACAUUUUCCAAAGGCGCCGCCUUGUGAGUGCGGCACUGUUGCAGCCUGUGGUGGAUGGACUGGUCAAGGCCUCCAUGAUUGAGGAGGCAAAGGAACUUGUCAAACUUGGGAACACUAAUAACUACAGACGUUUUAAUCUGAAGCUGACUUCAGACAAAUAGGGCCUUUCGUUUCUUUCUGCUGCCUUUUUUUGUAUGUUGAAUUCCAUUUUGGUUUUGAAGCACAAAAAUGUAAGGUAGACAUGGAACUCUUUUCAAGGGUGAGUUUGAUCAAUUUUCAGUUUUCUUUUUUGUUGUUUCAAAUAAGCAUUCUUAGUAACAUACGAAUUUCUAUAAUGGCUAGACAAUGUUUAUUCUUAUUCAGUUUACUACUGAAAUUGUCUCGAACAUAAAAUUGUAAUGCAGCUUAUGCUUCUUGUUGGUCUUGACAACCUUUGAGGUUUAAAUCCAAUUCUGAUAGUCUUAUUA
This is a messenger RNA of Rosa rugosa (rugosa rose), 1515 nucleotides long. Its product is annotated as small ribosomal subunit protein mS79 (rPPR3b)-like. Gene Ontology annotation, molecular function: protein binding. Bases 61 to 1209 code for a protein of 382 amino acids. The transcript has a single exon. Lineage: Eukaryota; Viridiplantae; Streptophyta; Magnoliopsida; Rosales; Rosaceae. Gene Ontology annotation, cellular component: chloroplast. The record is from RefSeq and is a predicted model, not a curated record.